AUGGCCUUUGCAGCCUCCCUCAUCGAGCUCCAAGCAGAGGCCAGCUGCCCCAUCUGCCUGGAUUACAUGAAAGACCCAGUGACCAUUGAGUGUGGACACAACUUCUGUCGCUCCUGUAUCGACCAGCGCUGGGAAGAUCUCAAGGACAUUUUUCCCUGUCCUGUCUGCCUCCACCACUGCCCUCGCAAGAACUUCAGGAGGAACACUCAGUUGUGUCACAUAACUGAUAUUCUUAAGAAGAUUCCCACCACAGGGAGCCAGAGGGAAUUGAAGGAGGAAAAACCCCUGUGUGUGAAGCACCAUGAGGUUCUGAACCUGUUCUGUGAAGAGGACCUGGAGCUGUUGUGUGCCCAGUGCAGGGUCUCGUCAGACUACCAGGAUCGGUCCCUGCUACCCAUUGAGGAAGUUGCAGCUGGUUACAGAAAGAGGCUCAAAAAUUAUUUUGAGGCCCUGACAGUGGAGGUUGAAGAUGCUGAAACGGAAUUUGAAAACCAAGUGGCAAAAAUUUUUGAAGUGCAGAAAAGGAUGGAAAAUUGCAGGAGAGAAUUACUCUAUGAAUGUAAAGAAUUCAAGUGUUCCUUGAAAAUAGAGCAAGAUGAAAUUAAUACCGUCUACUUAUGGAAGAGAGGGAUGUUAAAGAAAAACUAA
Messenger RNA from Pteronotus mesoamericanus, 648 nucleotides. RefSeq names its product putative tripartite motif-containing protein 61. Gene Ontology annotation, molecular function: zinc ion binding; ubiquitin protein ligase activity. Lineage: Eukaryota; Metazoa; Chordata; Mammalia; Chiroptera; Mormoopidae. The record is from RefSeq and is a predicted model, not a curated record. Gene Ontology annotation, cellular component: cytoplasm. Gene Ontology annotation, biological process: protein ubiquitination.